AUGAUUAAAAUGACCAGCGUCGUACCAUCUUUCAGCGUUCAAGUUGCACCUUCAAAGUUCAAAGUUAUACCCCAAGACGUGCAGUCUCUGAACAUACUCCUUAUUAUUCAAGAAGAAUCACAGGAGGAUAUCGAGAACUUUACAUACCUCGGUGUUUGUAUCAGCUCUGACGGAAGUGUGUCUGAUGAAACCGGACCAAUCAGUUGGAAAACGCUUGAAACCAGUGGAUACCUCGGUGUUGUAUCAGCUCUGACGGAAGUGUGUCUGAUGAAGUCAGUGCACGGAUGUCAAAGGCCCAACUCAUGUUUGCUAAUUUGCGCCACUUGUGACACCAAAAAGGCAAAUCAUUUGGCCUCAACGGUCGCAUGUAGUGGGCUGAAACGAACGGUGGAGAGACGUGUGUAUCAAGCUACAGUACGGGCUGUUUUGUUGUGUGGCUGUGAGACUUGGCCUGUUCGAGCAGUGGAACUGAGACGUCUUCAGGUGUUCGACAAUCGUUGUCUCAGGACCAUAGCUUGUAUGGGAUGGGGACCGCGUGAUCCUCACUGUGCCUGGUUGGAGACACUACAAGAUAUGGCUGCUAACCGAUGUCAGUGGCGUUCUUGUUGUCAGUUUCUAUCCAGAUCGCCUGAAACUAAGUCCUUCACUGUCCAACUUUAUCCUUUUCUUCAUCAUCCUUUCUUCACCACAAGGCUUUUAAAUAAAUCGUGGUUGUACGGCAGUGAAGCAUCGGUGUUGAAUACUGAUGUCAUGCUGUCGAUGAUGAUGAUGAUGAUGCGCGUCACAGCCUUGCAUCAAACCCAGACAGCGCGAGUCAGCGUUGAUCAAGGACAGACAACGCCUCCGCAAUAUGCAGCACGUCGCUGCCUCGUACUAAAGCCAGACCGCACCAAGUUCAGACAGUGUCCUUCCAAUAAAAAGCUUGAGGCCGUUGUACUUUUCGCACUCGCGCUCUCGGAACCACUUUUUUGGAGUAUAGCUAUUGUGUUCCCUUCCGUGAGCCUUUUUCUCUCCGACACUAGGCACUGGAGCGGGUCAGCAGCAGAUACCACAGGCCGGCGAAUCAGCAGAUAUAACAGCGUCCCAAUGAUCAGCCACACCAGUCUAUUUUCACCUGAUAUUUUCAUUACUUUGAUUGAAUGGAAUUUGAUUGAUUUUUCCAGCUUCAAAGAGAAGUUCAACUCGAAUAGACCAAAUACCCACCGGUUAUCGGAAGAUAAAUGA
Molecule: messenger RNA, 1224 nt
Organism: Opisthorchis viverrini
Lineage: Eukaryota; Metazoa; Platyhelminthes; Trematoda; Opisthorchiida; Opisthorchiidae
Exons: 8
Coding region: 1-1224 (407 amino acids)
Source: RefSeq, a predicted model, not a curated record